AUGUACCAGAUCCUCACCCUCUGGCUCCCCCAGUCCUCUUCAGGGGUUCUGUCCCAUUUCUUCACACACCUGGAGAGCCUUCAGACCACCUUACGAAAGCUGUUCGUUUCGUUAGACUCAUGGUUGGAUGACCCAUGCUCAUACUGUGAACAGAGGGACCUGCAGUGUGGGCCAUGUCAAACCAAACAACUCCCCAAAGGCAGAGAAGGGAAGUGGCAGUGGGCCGCGCCCUGCUGCUGCGGGCACCUUCCACCAUCCCCUCCCGUUCUGUCUCCAGGAAUGACCCGCGUUCAGGAUGAUGCUACUCGAUGGCUGAGGUGUAGUCUAGGCACCAAACUGUCUUACGAGGAGCAUCUUACAACGCCCAUUCCCCAAACUGAGCACAUUCCCUUUGCUUUCUGUGUGACCUCUGGACCAUCCUCAGGCUGA
This is a messenger RNA of Pipistrellus nathusii (Nathusius's pipistrelle), 429 nucleotides long. The record is from the annotation of a GenBank genome assembly. NCBI's taxonomy places the organism in Eukaryota, Metazoa, Chordata, Mammalia, Chiroptera, Vespertilionidae.